GACCCUUCCGCAGUUCGCAAGCGCAGAAGACGCGCCCCGGCAGGUGGUGCUUCUGAUGACUGCUUUUCUUGCUCCAAGAAGAACAUCAAGUGUGACCGCAGGCGGCCAUAUUGCUCUCAAUGUCUCGAGGUUGGUAGCGAAUGCUCUGGCUACAAGACACAGCUCACUUGGGGAGUUGGUGUGGCUAGCCGGGGUAAACUCCGUGGUCUGUCCUUGCCCAUUGCGAAAGCCCCUCCCGUCACUCGGGAGCCCAAGAAGCACUCGGGAUCUCGUUCACGGUCCAGCUCUUCUGCUGUUCCCCAAAGCAUCGAGUCUGAAUCACCUGGAAGAAUGCACCAGGGACCCAUUGACAUCCCCAUGGUGACCCAGGUUGCGUCUGCACCCACGACUCCUUUCACAAUGACAGGAUAUGACUACCUUUCCAUGUCUCAACCUGACCAUCCGCCUUCACUCCCUCAGGGAAGCUGGGGUAGCAUCAAUUACUCCCCUGGCCAAGAAACGACACCCAAAUUCAACCGAUUUCCCCUUCCUCUUGUCACUGAGGACCUUGCGUCUUCCAUUGACUCCCUGAAUGAGGUGGACUAUCUCUCCCCCAUGAGCCAAUCUUUCACCAGAGACGACGUAUCCUACGUUCACAGCCCCUCCUACAUGUACGACAGCUAUACGACUGGCAACAGCUCUCCCGGCCCCCAGAGCCCUCCCGCGUCUCUCUAUGUCGACCAUGGCAGAACUAUUGCCCCGACAUCUUGCCCAAGCCUAGCACAUGCCCCUUCGGAGCUCAGCUCGAGUCUCCAUUCUCACAUGGACAACUUCGACUCGCAGCUGAGCAGCCGCAUUGUCCGGGAUUGUGACUCUUUUGGUACGAUGAACUCAGCACACCGAUGCGUACCUGAAGCCGAAGCAUAUAGCGCAAGCUACAACUCGAUGCCCAUCGCGUGGCAAUCACCAUCGAUUCAAGAGGAGGAUGUCAAGUCUCAUCACUCGGACUUUGCCCCCUCGCAUUGGCCCACGGCUUCCGAAACCCAAUCUGUUCAUGUGAGCCAGGACCUCAUCUCCAAGAUGCCCUUUUUUAUGGAUUACUACGAGAAUAUCAUGUGCCCCUCGAUGGUCUUCAUUGAUGGGCCACACAACCCCUUUCGAGACCAUAUCUUGCGACUAGCUGCAAACAGCCAGAGUCUGAGCCAUGCCAUUUGUGCUCUUGCAUCCUGCAAUCUACGCAUGAAGAGGAAACUGAGUCUCGGACGUGAUACUCGAGAGCUUUCUGAGAAGUUGAUGGCUGACAAACACGCCGCCGAAGCCAUGGCAGACACUCAGUCCGACGACCUCUCCCUCGCCGAGGAAUACCAACACCGCAACUUGGCUGUGCACCUACUGAACGAGCAACUCAAUGACCGGAACAAGUCGACCCACGAUUCUGUCCUCGCCACGAUUCUUCUCCUAUGUCAUUACCGCAUGGUCGAGUCGGGCAUCGCCAAGUUCCAUACCCAGUUCGCGGGCGUCAACAAGAUCCUUGCUCUCAGGUCUCAGCAGUUUACCGCUUCGGGAGAUUCUGCCUGGAUGGAGGCCCUUUUCACCUAUUUUGAUGCCAUCUCAGCAAGUAUCAACGAGCGUGAAGCUCAGGUACACCCCGGAUUUGGAAGCAUUUCGGAUGUUCAACUUCCUGUUGGGGCUGAGAACCUGGUUGGCUGCGAUUGCGAGCUCUUCAAGACAAUCAGCAGACUUGGCCGCCUGAAUUUGCUCUCACAGAACCGUCCAGUCAAGUCUGGAUCCCAUGGCGUUUCCGGACGGUCACCUUCGCCAUCAUACAUCUCCCCACUCGGCCAUGCUCACAAAGCAACCUUUAGCAUGGGCAUGGGGGUGCCGGGCCAGCAAACAGGGGAUAUGAAUCUUGCUGAUCAUGGAUACGAGGGCAACACAUUCGGCACAACGCUUAACGGCGAGGGGCUUCUCUCAUCCACUAGCUCGACCACAACCUACGACGAUAACCGGUCACUUUUCUGGCACGAGUGGAAGGAGGCCCGCUUAGCCCUACAGAGCUGGCAAUUUGAUACUUCCAGAGUUGCUGCCUCGCUACCUGGAUCACUUACACAGGGGCAGUUACGCGACCUUGAAUCACUGUCCGAAGCAUUCCGCUAUGCUGCGCUGCUAUACACAGAACGACUUGUGAGCCCCUCGUUGCCGUCUGGUCACCAAAGCAUCCAGAGCCUAGUCAGCCAAGUGAUCUACUAUGCAUCAAAUCUGGAGACGGGCAGUAGUGCCGAGAAGUUUUUGCUUUGGCCGCUCUUUGUGGCUGGGUGCGAGUGCGUCAACGAGCUGCAGCAGGACAUGGUGCGGUCAAAAUGCCGGGACAUCAUGUUCCGCUCGGGCUACAUGAACAACCUAGCGGCUCUCGAGGUGCUGGAGAGGCUAUGGGCGGGAGAGUGGACGGGAGAGGAGCCGUUGAGCCCGGGGGCCAGGGCCGGGGGUAAACGCGGACCGUUCAACUGGACAAAGUGCAUCGGCGGCCCCGGGGUGGAGGUGGAGUGGAUCAUGUUUUGA
Fusarium vanettenii 77-13-4 is the source of this 2538-nucleotide messenger RNA. RefSeq lists its product as uncharacterized. The annotation marks the transcript as partial. Gene Ontology annotation, biological process: regulation of DNA-templated transcription. Lineage: Eukaryota; Fungi; Ascomycota; Sordariomycetes; Hypocreales; Nectriaceae. The record is from RefSeq and is a predicted model, not a curated record. The transcript is spliced from 2 exons. Gene Ontology annotation, molecular function: DNA-binding transcription factor activity, RNA polymerase II-specific; zinc ion binding.